AAUGACAGGGAACUGAUACAGUUUACCGCAGUGUCGCAACCAGGAUGAAGCGUCCAGGUUUCGGGUUGUCCACCUUCAGCGGUGUCUUCAUGGUCUGGACAUUGUUUUCGGUGCUUAUUGUCUUCUCAUACCCUCUUGAAGGGGAUAGAGAUGCGCCCGAGCUGAGGUUCGUGGAGGAGUUUGAUCGGUUGAAGCUCGGGUUCAGCUGGCACAACAUGUCCUGCGCGGUGUGUAAAGCGAUCUUCGCCUCGGUUGAUAUCGCGCUGCUGAGUGAUUCAAACAAGGAGCGUGUGGCACGUGUUCUGGGAGAUGCCUGUGUCCGACUGCACCUCGCUGAUCCAGAUGUAUGCCGAGAGAUCACUGAGCUCUUCCGAGAAGAUUUCAUCCGUGCGCUGCAGGAGUCCUUCCUCUGGCCCUCGGAGGCUUGCGCUCUGCUGGUUGGACCUGCAUGUGGCCAUUUUGAUAUUUAUGCCCCCUGGAAUGUAUCCCUGCCACGGGUCCCCAAACCCCCAAUUAACCCACCCACCCCUCCCAAACCAGGCUCUCCACAGAGCAGGAUCCUGUUCCUCACAGAUAUCCACUGGGAUGCGGAGUACGCUCAAGGCAGCCUUGUAGAUUGUAAGAAGCCACUGUGCUGUCGAAAUGACUCCGGAAGGGCCAGUUGGAAGCACAGUGGAGCCGGAUACUGGGGCACAUAUGGCAAAUGUGACCUGCCUCUACGCACAGUGGAGAAUCUCCUCCAAACGUUAGCCAAAUCCGGCCCAUGGGAUUGGGUGUACUGGACAGGAGACAUUCCAGCACACAACGUCUGGUCUCAGUCCCGGAAACAACAGCUGAACGAGCUCACCAUCAUCACUAGACUGAUACUCAAACACCUGGGGCCUAAUGUAACCGUGUACCCAUCUGUUGGGAAUCACGAGAGCACUCCGGUGAAUAGUUUCCCACCUCCGUUUGUACAUGGGAAUUGGUCGUCCCGCUGGCUGUAUGACACUAUGGCGAAGGAGUGGGCAUCCUGGCUGCCUGAGGAAGCACUCGAGACCAUACGGCGUGGAGGGUUCUACACUGUGGAAGUUCAGCGUGGUUUGAGGCUGGUGUCUCUGAACAUGAACUUCUGUGCACGAGAGAACUACUGGCUGAUGGUGAACUCCACGGACCCGGCUGAUCAGCUCCAGUGGCUCAUUCACAUACUACAAGAGUCUGAGAACAAGGGAGAGAAGGUCCACAUCAUCGGUCACAUUCCCCCGGGUCUCUGCCUGAGCAGUUGGAGUUGGAACUACUAUCAUAUAGUCAACAGAUAUGAAAGCACCAUAACUGGUCAGUUUUUCGGACACACUCACGUCGAUGAGUUUCAGAUGUUCUAUGAUGAGGAAACAAUGACCCGUCCACUGAGUGUGGCUUUCAUUGCCCCGAGUGUGACCACUUAUGUCAACCUGAACCCAGGAUAUCGUGUUUAUUACGUGGAUGGAAACUACCCAGGCAGCAGUCGCAUGGUUUUGGAUCACGAGACCUUUAUUCUCAACCUGACUCUUGCCAACAAACGGCCCUCAAAACCCUACCCCAGCCCAUCAUGGACCUUGCUGUACCGCGCCUCUGAGGCCUACGGUUUGUCCACACUCUUCCCAGCAGACAUGGACGGUUUGAUCAAAAUCAUGGUGAAUGAUGACCGUGUCUUCCAGCGCUUCUGGUACCUCUUUCAUAAAGGCCACGUAUCAAAGCCCUGCACAGACACUUGCAAGACUUCACUAAUCUGUCUCCUGCACAGCGGGCGAUACGACAUUUUAAUACAAUGUGAUGUGCUACACGGAGAUAAGCACUCUUUUAGGAAAACAAUGUGUUGAGAAAAUAUAAAAAAUGGCCAUAGAGCUCUAAUGGGUUUAAUACCAAA
Rhinichthys klamathensis goyatoka is the source of this 1885-nucleotide messenger RNA. It is a transcript of the gene smpd1, whose product is annotated as sphingomyelin phosphodiesterase 1. Gene Ontology annotation, biological process: ceramide biosynthetic process; sphingomyelin catabolic process. The record is from RefSeq and is a predicted model, not a curated record. Gene Ontology annotation, cellular component: lysosome. Bases 45 to 1838 code for a protein of 597 amino acids. NCBI's taxonomy places the organism in Eukaryota, Metazoa, Chordata, Actinopteri, Cypriniformes, Leuciscidae. The transcript has 6 exons. Gene Ontology annotation, molecular function: acid sphingomyelin phosphodiesterase activity.